Pygocentrus nattereri (red-bellied piranha) is the source of this 918-nucleotide messenger RNA. RefSeq lists its product as uncharacterized. The coding region runs from base 1 to 912 and encodes 303 amino acids. The record is from RefSeq and is a predicted model, not a curated record. The transcript is spliced from 5 exons. Lineage: Eukaryota; Metazoa; Chordata; Actinopteri; Characiformes; Serrasalmidae.
AUGAUGGAGGACUUGAAACAGGCUGGGACAUGGCAUGACUCCAGGGAAGAGUUGAAGAUUCCCGUGAAGACUGGGGCCAGCUCAUCAGCACAGUGUCUCAAGGUGGCAGAGGACACGGAGUCAGGGCCCGAAGCCUUGUGUGGAUUUAGCCUCUUAAACAGCCUGUUCACAUCCUCCUCCUGGACUGAGAGGGCAGAGGGGGCAGAUGGGCAAUCCAAAGUGAGAAGGAGAGCAGUGUUGGGAAAUCACUGUCACAUCGGAGCACCAGGCGUUGUUGAUGUAGAAACAGACUCCUCCACCUUUCGUUUUACCUCCGGCAAGUUCCCGUUGUCCGCGCGGAGGAGCUGGAAUCCCUCAAGAUGGAGCGCACAGUCCGGGGUCUGUGUGUUCAACCACGUCUCGGUGAAGCACAACACACUAGAGGAGGAAAAGUCGCUGUUUCUUCUCAUCAGCAGCGCUAUCUCGUCCAUUUUAUUGGAGAGUGAGCGGACGUUGGAGAGGAAAAUCCCAGGUUCUACUGAUAUAUUUAAUAAAAAUAUUCACACAAUCAACAGAACUGCUUCUCAGGGAGAAACUGUUGUUUUUCACUGUAAUAACAGUGAAGAUGAAGAAGAUAAAGGAGCCGAUGUCGUGUGGCGUAAGGAGGAGAUUCUUCUUUUUAACUACAGUCCUGUUAUUAACCAAACUGUGACAAACUACACGUCAAGCAGAAUGUAUGUUGAUCCCAACAAUCCACUCAAACUACAGAUAUCUGAUGUACAGCCUUCAGACGCAGGAGCCUAUACAUGUUUUCCCAUACCUGUACAGUGGAUACUGACCAUGGAAGUCAGUAAGAGAAAACCAGAACUGCCCAGAGAAAUGUUUCAGUUCUGUGUGGAUUCACAGGCAGUGAAAAAAGAACCAGGCUACUGAUUUAAG